CGUGUUUCCACUAACAGACCAGGAGAAUGCUGCAGCUCAGACCUGACUGACACACAUGAAUCAAUGUUCAAUCCAGAGGCACAGGUGAGGCAGCCUGCUUCCUUGAUUGACUUUGAGUUCAGCAAACACAGUGUAACCAGGGGAGAGUCGUGAAGCUCCUUUGUGUUCAGCCUGUGACCUGCUGACUCUGAUUCCUACAUGGAAGCAAAGGAAACCGUGCUGUGACACCUGUACGAAGAAUUAUAAUUAUUAUACGCCUGGACAAAUUAUCGACCACUAAGAGGGUUCACGGGUCCUGUAAAAGCAUGAAGGUGCAACUGCUCCUGCCGCUGGCUGCAGCCGUAUCUGUCAUUACGGUGGGGUUGAUGCAAAUGCGGAAAAAGGAUAGCGCCAAGGAGGAGAGAAGGAACAGGUUUCAGGAGAUCAAACUGCGGGUGACCUACGAUGUGCUGAGAGAGUACCAGAACGACAAGACAGCGAAGCAGCACGAGCUUGAGACUGCUGAAACAGACAGCAAAACACUGGAGGGAGAAGUAAACCAGCUCCAGUCAAAAGCAGACGUAGCUAAGGGAGAGUCGGACACCUGUCUCACCAGCAAGACAUCUGAAAAGGACGUUCUGAAUUUGGUCGAGAAAGAACUGAGUGAUGUCAAAGCUUCCACAGAGAAGGAAAGAAUCAACUGGCUGACUGAGAGUGAAACUCUGCAAAAGCAACUAGCAGACCGGAGUGCAGUAUGUAACUUUUUGAAACCAGAAGCUGAAGCAGCGAGAAAACUGUGUGGGGGUGAAGCUAAACCAGAAGAAGCAAAGGCAGAAGCCCCUAAACCAGAAGAGGCUAAAGCAGAGGCCCCGAAACCAGAAGAGGCUAAAGCAGAGGCCCCUAAACCAGAAGAGGCUAAAGCAGAGGCGCCUAAACCAGAAGAGGCUAAAGCAGAGGCCCCUAAAGCAGAGGCCCCUAAAGCAGAGGCGCCUAAAGAGGAGGCCAAACCAGAAGAAGCUAAAGCAGAGGCCCCGAAACCAGAGGAGGCUAAAGCAGAGGCCCCUAAAGCAGAGGUCCCUAAACCAGAAGAGGCUAAAGCAGAGGCGCCUAAACCAGAAGAGGCUAAAGCAGAGGCCCCUAAAGCAGAGGUCCCUAAACCAGAAGAGGCUAAAGCAGAGGCGCCUAAACCAGAAGAGGCUAAAGCAGAGGCUCCUAAAGUAGAGGCUAAAGCAGAGGAGCCUAAACCAGAAGAGGCUAAAGCAGAGGCUCCUAAAGUAGAGGCUAAAGCAGAGGCGCCUAAGAAAAGAUGAAGUACUACAACAUAUGUGUCCCACUUUGCAAAACUUAAUUUGUAAAAACAAAAAAAAAUUUGGUACACUACCAGGGUCCAACACUUUUACUUGGUCGAUGUCACGUGUUACAUGCACUGUAGGAGCCAUAAAAAGUAGUGCUCUGCAUAUUUUGCUGUUGUUGUAUCAAAUAUUUCAUUGCAAUUUGUUAUUUAUACUUAUGCUGAAAAUGAAAAAGACCAAAGAUACAUUUUGAUGUGGGUUGCAUGUUUUUUGUUUGCUUUUAUGUGUGUAUACAUGUUGGUAUACAGUGCUUUAUAACAAAAAACGUUGUGUCCCGAUGCAAAUACUUUGUGCUUGACAGGAUCUGGACUUCAUCCGCAUUGGUUGUGCAAAUCAAUAAUCAUAGUCCAACGGGGAAGUUUGUCUGCCAUAUCAGUAAGGUUUAUGGGACUAAUAAAACAAGAACAGAGCUGUGAAUCAACUUUAUUUUAAAAGAACGAGCAGCAUGUGGCACAACGUGCACAACAUUUAGCGCAUAAUGUACUUUAAUGUUAAACUCAAAUAAAGAAUCUUUUCCAGUUACAUGAA
Notolabrus celidotus (New Zealand spotty) is the source of this 1859-nucleotide messenger RNA. Its product is annotated as neurofilament heavy polypeptide-like. The transcript has 4 exons. The record is from RefSeq and is a predicted model, not a curated record. Lineage: Eukaryota; Metazoa; Chordata; Actinopteri; Labriformes; Labridae. The coding region runs from base 306 to 1289 and encodes 327 amino acids.